UUGGUAAUUCUUGACUGGGUGCUAAUUCAGUAACCAAUAUUUUAGUUUUGAAUUAAACAUUCUAAUUGUGUUAGAAAGUAGAAGUUUAUUUGCCUUCUGAUGAAAGAUGCAGAAAGAUUGAAAAUCUAAUGUCUAAGGGACAAAUUUAAACCAAUUCAGGUUAGAACUAAGAAAGAACUGAAUGAGUCUUAUCAAUCAGGAGUUUUCUUUUCUAGAAAUGAAACAAAGAAACUUGGUCUAAAUGUGAAUGUUUUGUUUGGAAUGUAGGAUUGAAAACUAAGCUGAGUUAGUAAAUUAAUGAUUUGUCUGUGUGACUGAAAUGGUCAGACUAAAGACUGCUGAGAAUUUAAAUAAGCACCUUUAACGGCUCAAACAAUUUUGUUUUGUUUCCACACCUCUGAGGGCACCUCUCCUGUACUUGCCAUGGCUGAGUCUGCACUAAACAAUGGUAAUGGCCCUGCACUGAGGCCAACAACAGAAAGACAUGGAACAGAACCUCCAAAUGUUACCAUUGAUCAGAUGUUGGACAAUCUGAAUGCAUAUUUGGGCAAACGGCUGGGACUGAGGAAGUGCCAUGAUGACAUGUGCCAGAAGUAUGGCAUCAAGCAGUAUUUAGAGAGUGGAAUAUGGGCCUUGCCGGACAUUAAAAGGGCUUAUGGAAAGAUGCAGCGCUUAAGGACAAACACUAACAGAGAUGGCUUGUCUGUGAUUUUGAUAAAACAAAUUCUACAGCAUCGACAGAAGUGUGAGACUGACAAAUCACAGCGCGAGUACAAAGCAGAGAAAGCAAAAGUUCGAGCACUUGCUGAACAACUGCAAAAUGAAAAGAAGGAAAAAGAAAGACUCUUGAAUGAUAACAACAAGCUGUUAAAGUUGCUUUCUGCAAAACCAAAUCCCAUAAAAUCUAGCAGCAAGAUAGAGAAAGAGUCACUCUAUCCAUUUAAAGACCUCAAGAAGCUUCAACAACGUCAGUAUCUGCAUGGAGAAAGUGACAGCAGCUCGACUGAGAGCCCUGAUGACAGUGAUGUUGAACCUGAGACACAUGCUAAUGUCACCAAGAAAAACAAAAAGGUUAGACUCGCUCCGGUAAUUGUCAAGAACAGAAGGACUGAAAUUGAAGUUGACAAUGAGGAGGAGUAUGAGGAGGAAGGCGAAAGAAGAACCCGCAUCGUAUCAAAAAUAAUUAAGAAAUAUGUUCCCUGUAAGACAUACCAGCCAGCUUUACCAGAGCAAGUAGACAAGUGGUCUAAGGAGUUACCAGAUGUGUACAAACAACCACGAAAAGUAUGGCAAUUUCUUCAACGUUUACAGAAGAUCUACAAUUUACAUCCAGUAGAUGGUGUGAUGAUUGUUAAUGUGAACUUGAGGGACAAGGAACAAAAGAGGAUAACUGAAAGUGUUGAAAACAGGGUAGGCGAGUCUCAAGAAAACAUUGAGGCUGGAUGGGAAGCUGUACGAACAUUCUUGUUUGAACUGAAACCUGCAGAGGUUAAUUGGGCUAGAAUUACCUCAUGUAUGCAGAAGACUGGAGAAAUUGUUGCGGAGUUCGAAGAACGCUUCAGACAAACCUGGUUGGAACACUCCGGUGUAAAUGACAGUGAGGAUCUGGACAAGGACACUAGCAUGCCUCUGAAAACUGCUUUUGUAAAUGGACUGAAACCUGAAGUUUCAAAAGCACUCAAAAUCCGAUAUGACGACUGGGACAGCAUUGGAACAUCUUUUCAAAAGAUUGUUGAGUGGUCAGCAAAGAUUGAAAGAACACAGGAAGUCAAACUCAGAGCAUUGCCAUCGAAGAAUAUGUCAUACCACAGCAAGACAAUGUGGAAUGAGCAUAAAGAAAAUGAAGAUAAUAGACAGUCAAAAACUCAAGGAAGAUGCAGGUACUGCAACGAAGAAGGACACUGGGUCCGUGAUUGUAAGCUGAGUUUAAAACGUCAAAGUGAUGAUGAGGACAACCUGUUGAGGAGGUUUCAGCAGUUGACAGAUAAACAAAAACAGACUCUGCUAAACGCUGUUGAGCCGCAGGGAAACUGAAGAGCCUCUCUCUGCAGCACCAACUUGUGACAUCUCAUCCGACAACUGAUGGACUC
Molecule: messenger RNA, 2090 nt
Organism: Pimephales promelas (fathead minnow)
Lineage: Eukaryota; Metazoa; Chordata; Actinopteri; Cypriniformes; Leuciscidae
Source: RefSeq, a predicted model, not a curated record